ACACUCUUCGAAAUUUCUCGCUUCUUCUCUGCGAGGAGCCUGGCACUCGCUCCCGCUAAAUCCACGGCGACCCUCUUUACCAACUGGACGAAGGAGUACAGACUAAAUCUUAAUAUUUACGUCGAUGGCACACCAAUACCGACUGUGAAUAAUCCCAAGAUUUUGGGUGUCACAUUUGACAGUCUGCACUCCUUCACUCCACACACGACCGCGAUAAUCACUAAAGUACAGAGCCGCAACAAUAUCCUCAAGUCGCUAGCCGGUAGCACUUGGGGAAAGGACAAAGAAACGUUGCUGGCCACUUACAAGAAUAUCGGCUGGAUUCAGUGGCACGCAGCAGAGGAAGAUACAGACGUGUCAAAACACCGCACUCCGGACAGCUACAGGAUGUCUCUUGAUGUCACCAGAAGCAAUUUGCACAAUGAGGCCAUUAUGUUGCCUAUUAAGGAGCAUAAUGAACUGCUUACCAAGCAGUUUCUACUUGGGUGUUUUCGUAGAAAUCACCCAUGUAGUCACUUCAUGGAAGCAGAACCGCUCACCAGGUGCAUCAAGAGGUCACUCCUACAACACGUCGACGAACUUGAACAAUACACCGACCAGACUGCGGACGCAGACAGUUUUAUACAACUCUGCUUUAAAUGCCAUUCACAGUGGAGCUAUUAACACCUUCCUAGACUCCUUUCCAGUGAAUGGCGUCCUUGGAAUCAAAUCACCACCUUUAGCAGACGAAGAGCUCGAGUUGCCGCGUGAAACCAGAGUGACCCUUACGCAUCUUCGAUCUGGAUAUUGUAGCCUGCUUAUCCAGACUGAACCCCGACAUACAAAAUACAUGUCCUGCAUGCAAUGAGUCCCCGCAUGGCACUAACCACCUUUUUGCAUGCCCAACGAACCCUACUCAUCUAACAUCCCUUUCCCUUUGGUACAACCCCGUCGAAACAGCAUGUUUUCUGCUAAAUGUUUUCAUGUUAAAUUUUUUAGAUAACACAAUAUAGCAAUUCACAGGCGGCCUUUUAAUGUUUACCCCUUGCUGGAAUUGUACGAAAAACGAAGAGUCUUUUACGAUAGAAAUAUCUGUCUACCAUUAAGUAAAAACCAGUACAGUUAUUUUGUGUUGUGUUUGUAUGUUGUUUCUUUUGCUCUAAACAUAAUCAGUUUUAUUAUAAGAAAAACUAUUAUACACCAAAUUAUGAUAUACUAAAAUAAUGCUAAGUACAAUACAAUACAUAAAAUAAAUAUUUUUAAAAAUUACUUAUUUUG
Messenger RNA from Zeugodacus cucurbitae (melon fly), 1257 nucleotides. RefSeq lists its product as uncharacterized. The record is from RefSeq and is a predicted model, not a curated record. The annotation marks the transcript as partial. Lineage: Eukaryota; Metazoa; Arthropoda; Insecta; Diptera; Tephritidae. The transcript has a single exon.